UGACGCAUGUUUGUUUUCCUUCCACGAUUCUCGGUCCUUUUUUCCCUCUUUACACCAUAUCACUACGUGUCGUUUUCUUUGCAGAGUCUUAUUUUAUAUACAUGUAUUGUGUUUUCAUUUUUUUCUUUAGUCUGUGCUUGCUAUUAUAAAUAUCAAAGUCAUAUCGGAGUAGUAACAGGCUUUGAUCAAAGUGAAUCCACAUAAAUUACUUACAAAUGCAUAAAUAUAAUAUAAAUUUUGAUCAAUAACAUUCUACAGUAGGUUUUAGAUUUUAUAUCAACUGAAGAAGACCUUCGGGUCGAGAACGCUUUAGCGUCAGGAUAUUGUUUUUAUGGUAAAAUCUUUUAUUCCUAUACAAGUAUAUAAGUUUAAAAACGAAAAAUCUGCUCAAACUUACGCCACUUGCCGACAGCGCAGAUACGCAUAUAUAUCAAUACAAGCCAAUUAUCGUUAGCAUAGCGCGAUAAAUAUCGUUUUAAAAGAGCGCUGGUAUCAUGUUCUCAUCCUCUGAAGCUCAUAAGCCAGGGAAUACAUGUAAACGGUAGACAUCAGCCCAAAAAGGCAAGCAAAGGACUUGGAUGAGAUUAACCUACGGGAUAACCUCAAAUUGAGCACAGGGCCCCUGUGAGGCAUUCUGGAGCAACCGCUCUGGUCGGACACACACACUACUGUGUCGAUUAACUGAUGUUAACUUACUGUUUUCUCUAUCCAAGUCCUGUAAGGACAUCUACUAGUUAAGGCAAUUCGCAGCUUUGAAAAUUUUAAAAAACUAAAAUAUAUACAGGCGAUAAAAUUUUAUUACCUAUUGCGUUAUAAAAUAAUGCUGAAAUAUUUCAACGAUAUCGUGUUCCUAAAACUUAAUCUUUGAAAAAAAUACUCAUCAAAUUAAAUGCCUACAGAAUGAAGUAUUACAUAUUUUUGAAAAUAAAAAUGUAAGUUUCCUGUAUCAUUGAAAACAACUAAAUAUUUUGUUGAACACGCAUUUAACUACGUCUAUACCUAUUAGCAAUUGAAAGUACCCCAAGGUGUUCUCAUUUCAUCACAUGACUGUCUAACAUUACAGAUAUGAUAUCAAAUGUGUAAAUAAAACUGAAAAUUAUACUAUUAAAACUGUAAACACAAAUAUCAUAUUUGUAACUUAUGUCUAUGAAAAAGUUUGACUGAAAGAAUUUUAAUGUUUACGCAUAUAUGUGUGUGCAUUGUGUCAGAUGUUGAUUUUGUUAUAAUUGAACGGAGGAAAAGUUUAUAAACUGAAAUGAAUCGUUUGUCUCUUUUGAUAAUUGUUGCACUUUCUGGUGUAAACAUCUAUGCAUGGAUGUUCAAUGGUCGGCCGCUUGGGGGAAAAGUGGGAGCACCCAAAGCUCAGGAUGGAGUUCGACUACCUGACCAGCAGUUCUAUGAGUUUCAAAAGGUCAACCAUUUUGAUGGAAGUGAUUUCAGAUACUGGAAACAACGAUAUUUUGUUAACAAUGCCACUUUUAGAGCAGGGGGACCAAUUUUCCUUAUGUUGGGUGGAGAAGCGGAAGCCAGCCCUGCUUGGUUAGUUGAUGGCGCGUGGCAGCAGUAUGCUAGAGAUCACGGGGCGUUCUUAGUUCUUUUGGAACAUCGAUAUUACGGGGAAAGUCAACCGGUCCCAGAUAUCAGCACUCCAAACCUACAGUAUCUAAGCUCGAAACAGGCUCUAGCGGAUAUCGCACAAUUCGUAACCUACUUCAAAAAGCUAUACCUAUACCAGUAUUUGCAAAACAGUAGCGUUAUACUAUUUGGUGGAUCGUAUGCCGGUUCGUUAGCAGCAUGGGCCAGAUCCCGUUAUCCGUACAUAGUUGAUGGUGCGGUUGCAUCUAGUGCUCCGAUGGUUGCCAUGAUGGAAUUUCAAGAUUACUAUGUUGGGGUAGGAGAGGCUCUAGAAACUUACAGCAGUGACUGCACGAAGGAGAUAAAGAACGCUACUGCACGUAUGUACGACUGGUGGGGCCAGCCUGAUAAGAGAAUAUUAAUGAAUAAAAUAUUCAGGCUGUGUGAUAAAAUCAACCACAACGCAUUACUAGAUUUAUCUGUAUUUUUCUACAAUCUUGCUGAAAAUUUCGCCGGUGUUGUUCAAUAUAACAACGACAACAGGGACUUCUUGGGUAGAAAAGGAACCAAACUGACAAUUCAGACAGUGUGUGACAUCAUGACCGAUGAAAGCCGAGGUGACAACAUACAACGUUACGCUGACGUCAAUUCACUCAUUUUGGACACGUACGGGGAGCAGUGCCUAAACCUUAGGUAUAAUAAACUGGCUCAUUCCCUCAACCAUACAGACUGGAACAGCGUUUCUGCUGAAGGAAAUCGCCAGUGGCUUUAUCAGACGUGUUCAGAAUUUGGAUGGAUUCAGAGUUCUUAUUCAUACAAACAGCCCUUUGGACAGACCCUAUUUCAGUGGAAUCUUACAACAGAUCAAUGUAUCAGUGUUUUCCCGCCAAAAAUAUUUGGAGGAGAGGAAGUCAUAGAUAACUGUGAGGAGACAAAUAGAUUUUACGGCGGGCUAAAUUUACCCAUUUCUAAAGCAGUGUUUGUAAAUGGAAUGAUGGAUCCUUGGAGAAAAGUUGGUUUCACUUCAAAACCUGACCCCUCUUCCGCUGAUGUUGAAAUCAUUCUGAUUGAUGGAACUGCCCAUUGUGCUGACAUGUACCCUCCAUCAUCAAAGGAUCCUCCUCAGCUGGCCGCUGUCAGAUCUAAGAUUUCUAAAGUCAUUGGUACAUGGCUUAGUGGAAAUUAAGCAAUAGAUACCCAGAUUAAAAUAAAGCACCAGUUGACGUAGUUAUAACAUUUUCGUGUAUAUUUAACAAAUAAUCAAGGCCUUCGAGUUAUUUAACGUCUGAUUUACCACGGUUCAGAGUUUAUAUGCGUAGGAAUUGAACCACGACGAACCGUGGUAAAUUAGACGAUAAAUCACAAGAAGGCCUUGAUUAUUUUAAUUCUGACUUGCUCAUUGAUAUAUUUUAAUAGAUAUUAUGCUGGACUUCAUUUAUGCGAGGUGUAAUGUAGCGGACGUCAUGCGGCAAUUUGACGUCAUAAUUGACGCCACAGUGCUCUCUUACCGGUCCGCGCGUCAAUCAUUGUUUAUAGCAGAAUAUACAGAGCUCGAUUUCUUUGUUUAACUGGAAAUAAAACCAAGUCAUGUUAGAAUAGUAUAUACUCGUAUUUGUGAUUGUCUGAUAUACAGUUCUAAGAAGAAAUUAUCUAUUUACUGAAGUUAUAUAUUAUGAAGAAACAGAACACGUAAUUAACGUUAAUUUUAUAAUAAAUCUUUUUAAUUUUGCUAUUUAAACCGCUGGGAAAAGCUGGUCUGAAACACAAAAAAGAAGAAAUGUCUAGCUAAUUCAAGCUGGAACUACUCAGAUAAAAAAUAACAAAAAUCAAACGAGGCUAAAGAGUGGACCAUGUGAUCCUAAAUACGUGUGUAACUUAACCUACAAAAGACAACAGUGGUUCAUAAGCAUUGUGUUAAGCCGAAGCUUUGCAUAGGGAAUACUUUAAAUCAUUAAUAUAAAAAUUGAUGUAAUAUUUGUAAAAUCAUUGUAUGUGUUUUAGCUACUUUUCUAAUGCGCGAAUCGUUCAGAUGUAGAAGCCAGCUUAACCUCAAAUCAAAGGACUGAAAGUGCUGGAGGAUCGAUUGUCUCUGAACAACACAGAUUGUAUGCAUACAUGUGUAAAUAUCGGGACAACUGUUUCAAGAUUGAGACACAAGUGUUCACAAUUUUUGACGUUUAACCGUAUGUGUGAACUUUUGACACAGGAACACAUGUGCUUGCCUGAUGCAUUCAGUUAUUAUGUUCGGCUAUCCUAUGAAGUAUCAUAGCAGUAUCUUGUAUGGUAAUCGAGAGAUUUUAACAAAACUGAACUGAAAAUUCAAUGUUUGCACAACUAUUAACGUCAUAUAAAAGUUAUGGGUUUUGCCCAUAGGUUUUAUUUUAUAGUGAAAAUUGACUGAUUUGGAUUUAACGUUUUACUCAACAGCUAAGGUCAUAUGGCAACUUCCAGGUUUCAUGGAGAAGGAAGACCCCAGGUGCCACUAAUAAACAAAAAUGUUUCAUAUCAUCACAAUCAAAAAUUUUAAACGGAUUUUGAUUCCUAUUAUUUAGACAUUGUAAACUAAAAAAUUAAAACCGGAAAUUUUAACAUUUUGACUCCAAAUAUAUAUUGCUAAGUGCAUCAGAUAAUAUAUAUACAAUAUUAAAAUGCUGUGUGUUAUUUUUUAAAAGAGAUAUUUACUCCAAAAAAUUUAGUCCCCAUAGCAUUUUUGGAAAUAGGAUAGACAACUCCUGAAUGACUAUCUCAUCAAAUUUGCUGAUAUAAAAAUAAACUUAGGUAUUUUCCCGGGAUACCCUCAUUAAAGUCUGUUUCUUCAUUUCAUUCAGACAUGGGAUGUAAACAAAUACAGGAACAACUUAACAGUACAAGGACAUCAAACAACCUAUUUUAUUUUCCUUCAGGACAGGUACACAUGUUAGGUCAUACUUGUAGUUAAUAAACCAAAAUGUAAAACAAUUAAUUAGCUCAUCAAAGAAAUGAAGACUAAUAACUUCACAAUAUUUUAUUACCUCCCUUCAUUACAUUUAUCAUCUACAUUCUACAUAUUUUUCUAUGGAAUUACCUCCCUUUAUCUCAAAUAAGCUUUCUUAUAUUGCAAUUUAAUCAGUCAGUAUUUUCACCUUAAUUUUCAGACAAAUAAAUUUAUAAUUUUUUAAUCCAUGGUAAGAUGAAAAGCAUAAAUUAUAUUAAAGAAUACCAUAAAAGCAUUUAUCACACAUGAAUGCAAGGUAUACACAACAAAUAAUUUUGAGCCUUGUUGCCAAUGACAAUGUUGAAAAAUAUUAAAGCUCAGAUGGCAUAACAGUGAGAUAAAAUCUUUUUAAGUUAAGUUAAUAAUUCCCAUAUUAACUUAUGACUACAAAAAUUUAAAGUAUAUUGUUAUUCCCAUUUCAGUCCAACAUAUGUAAAAAAGUAAAUACUACAAAAACUGUAUAUCAAAUUUUUGAAAAUAAAAUUCCACCAACAUAUUUUGUUCUUAUUUCUUUUAUCUUGAUUAUGUAGUGUACUUAUCUGGAAUGAUGAGAUAUUUUGAAAUGUAUAUUUCUUUAUUCUCCUGGAUGAAAAAAAAAUAUAUAAACAAAACAACCAUUUAUACCAACCAAAUUGUAAAAUACUUAAGUUUCUUUGAUGUUAGUAAUUAUAUGUUGAGACAUGAAAACAACAUAAAAUAUCAACAUAAAAUAUAACUAAAAAAUUGUGGAACAUCAUAUGUAGAUUAGAUUAGACUGUAUUAUACAAAUAUUUAUAUGAGAAUAUGUGACAACUCUGGUUAAAUAGAAUAUUAGUUAACUUAUGGUAAAAUGUUGAACUGCUUUAACAUUAAUCUACAAGUGAUGAAUGAGUUCAUCUUACCAUAACUUUGACAUUUAAUGUAUUAUUAAGAAAAUUAUAACAUACAAGAAAUGACACACAGACAGUAUAAGUUGCUGAAUGACUGGGUCAGUCUCCACCACAAAUACUAUGAAACUUAAAAAGUCCAAUUAAAUGUGUUUCUUAAAAUUAGAUUGAUCACAUUUUAACACUUCUAUGAAUGCAGUUGUAAAAUGCUUGCUACUUGCAUGCAAUAAUGGAAAUAAAAAAUGAUUUAACAAUAUAUGCAUACAGUCUUGUCAUGAACACAUUCUG
Mercenaria mercenaria is the source of this 5703-nucleotide messenger RNA. RefSeq names its product putative serine protease K12H4.7. Gene Ontology annotation, molecular function: serine-type exopeptidase activity; dipeptidyl-peptidase activity. The coding region runs from base 1256 to 2761 and encodes 501 amino acids. The record is from RefSeq and is a predicted model, not a curated record. NCBI's taxonomy places the organism in Eukaryota, Metazoa, Mollusca, Bivalvia, Venerida, Veneridae. The transcript is spliced from 10 exons. Gene Ontology annotation, biological process: proteolysis.